This is a messenger RNA of Humulus lupulus (European hop), 2042 nucleotides long. RefSeq names its product laccase-17-like. Bases 83 to 1822 code for a protein of 579 amino acids. Gene Ontology annotation, cellular component: apoplast. The transcript is spliced from 6 exons. NCBI's taxonomy places the organism in Eukaryota, Viridiplantae, Streptophyta, Magnoliopsida, Rosales, Cannabaceae. The record is from RefSeq and is a predicted model, not a curated record. Gene Ontology annotation, biological process: lignin catabolic process. Gene Ontology annotation, molecular function: hydroquinone:oxygen oxidoreductase activity; copper ion binding.
GUAGCACAUCUGAAUUUCAAAGCUCUUCUCUAAAACAUAAACAUAUAUAUAUAUAAAUAUAGAUAUACGUAUAGAUACAAAAAUGGGUGCUACUCUCUGUUCACCAUUACUAUCAGUCCCAAAAAUAUAUCUCUUCUUUUUUGUAACUUUGUCAUUAAUUACUGAGUAUGCAUUUGCAGCAACUAGGCACUACAAGUUCGAAAUAAAACUACAAAGUGUGACAAGACUUUGCCAUACUAAGAGCAUUGUCACAGUAAAUGGGCAGUUUCCUGGACCUCGCAUUAUAGCUAGGGAGGGUGACCGUCUCCUUAUCAAAGUGGUCAACAAUGUCCAAAACAAUAUUUCAAUUCAUUGGCAUGGUAUUAGACAACUUCAAACAGGGUGGGCUGAUGGGCCUGCGUAUGUGACCCAAUGCCCCAUUCAAACAGGGCAAAAUUAUGUGUACAAUUACACCAUUACAGGGCAGAGAGGCACCCUUUUCUGGCAUGCCCACAUAUCAUGGCUAAGAGCUACUGUGUAUGGUCCCAUAAUCAUUCUUCCUAAGCGUGGAAUCGCUUAUCCGUUUCCUAAACCUUACAAACAAGUUCCCAUGAUCUUUGGAGAGUGGUGGAAUGUUGAUCCUGAGGCAGUCAUUGCCCAGGCCUUGCAAACUGGUGGAGGCCCAAAUGUAUCAGAUGCCUAUACCAUAAAUGGGCUACCAGGCCCAUUAUAUAAUUGCUCAGCUAAAGAUACAUUCAAGUUGAAGGUGAAGCCGGGAAAGACUUAUCUUCUCCGUCUGAUUAACGCUGCACUUAAUGAUGAACUGUUUUUCAGCAUUGCAAACCACACUGUAAAAGUGGUUGAUGUUGAUGCUGUUUAUGUUAAACAUUUUGAAACCAAUACCAUUCUCAUAGCUCCUGGGCAAACCACUAAUCUACUUUUAAGCACCAAAUCUCAUUUCCCAAAUGCCAAAUUCCUCAUGCUAGCUAGGCCAUAUGUCACAGGUCUUGGCACCUUUGACAACUCUAGUGUCGCAGGAAUUCUUGAAUAUGAAAGUUCACACUCCACCAACCCAAUGAAGAAACUUCAACUCCUCAAACCAGUGUUGCCUGCUCUAAACGACACUUCAUUUGCAACCAAAUUUGCCAACAAACUCCGUAGCUUGGCCAGUCCUCAAUUCCCAGCUAAUGUUCCUCAAAAGGUUGACAAACAUGUUUUCUUCACAGUUGGGCUUGGAACAAAUCCAUGCCAAGGUAACAAAACAUGUCAAGGGCCUAACGGGACAAUGUUUGCAGCCUCAAUUAACAAUGUUUCUUUUGUACUCCCAAACAAUACUGCCCUCCUGCAAGCCCAUUUUUCUGGUCAAUCAAAAAGGGUUUACAGUCCUUACUUCCCAAGUAGCCCUAUCAUUCCAUUUAAUUAUACAGGAAAUCCACCAAACAACACAAUGGUGGGAAAUGGAACAAAGGUAGUGGUUCUUCCAUUCAACACAAGUGUGGAGUUAGUGAUGCAAGAUACAAGCAUCCUUGGUGCUGAAAGCCAUCCUCUCCAUCUCCAUGGAUUUAACUUCUUUGUGGUUGGACAAGGCUUUGGCAAUUUCAAUCCAAAUAAGGACCCUGCAAACUUCAAUCUAGUUGACCCUGUAGAAAGAAACACUGUUGGUGUUCCUUCUGGGGGAUGGGUUGCUAUAAGAUUUUUAGCAGAUAAUCCAGGUGUGUGGUUUAUGCAUUGUCACUUGGAGAUCCACACAAGUUGGGGAUUGAAGAUGGCUUGGGUGGUCUUAGAUGGCAAGUUACCCAAUCAGAAGUUGUUUCCCCCACCGGCAGAUCUUCCCAAAUGUUGAUUUCUAUUCUCACCAUCACUUAUUCAAGAUUUCUUUUAACCGAAGUGUUCAUUAAAUUUUGUCAAACACUUUAAAUUAUUCUUUCAAUAAUAUUUUUGUCCCCAUGCAUGUACUUCAUUUUUAUGGAGUCGAAAAAAAUGAAAGAGAAUUUGUUUUUGCGAUUUAGCCGGGAAAGGCUCAAUAAGAUUGCCAAGAAUGAGUACUUAAAAUCAUUAUUCAA